Messenger RNA from Penicillium cataractarum, 1269 nucleotides. RefSeq lists its product as uncharacterized. The coding region runs from base 1 to 1269 and encodes 422 amino acids. The record is from RefSeq and is a predicted model, not a curated record. NCBI's taxonomy places the organism in Eukaryota, Fungi, Ascomycota, Eurotiomycetes, Eurotiales, Aspergillaceae. The transcript has 2 exons.
AUGUUCGUGCGUUCCAUCCUUUUGGGUGGCGCCGCCGCCCUGGGCGCCAGUGCGAUGCUGGUUGUCCCCGAAAUGGAGCCCCAAGUGGAGGCGGUUGAGGAUGGCUUCAUGAAUGUCCACCCCAUGCUGUUGGAGGAUAUCCGCCAUGCAGUGGUCGACGUUCCCUGUAGGGGAUGUCCUUUCCGUGAAGUCGACCAGGAGGGUGCCGUCAGCUGGACUGAGGGCAAGUCAUCGUCUUUGAUGCUGGACUUCUCCAUCGAAGACAACCGCCUGCUCGCUAACGGCCAGCAAAUCUUCCCUCCCGUCCCUCCCAGCCCUAUCCGCGCCAUUCAACAACUGGAAGAUGGCGAGGCCUCGGAGCCUAUGCCCGUCGGCUAUGCCCUGGAGGUGAUGCCUCUGGGAUCCCCCGACGACACCCCCGGAACCGAUCUCCUCGAUGUCCGAUUCACCAUUCUCGAUCUCGAGACUCACCCCGUCCCGGUCGACACCGUCGCCAUCACCCUGAUCCAGGACCCCGCCGGCGAGCUCUACAUCGCCAAGACCGAGAUUGAGAAGACCGCCCCUCCCCCCGAGCGUCUGUCCUGGAAGAAGUGCAAUGGCAAGCCCAAGUGCCUCCAGGAGCUUCUGGUCUCUCGCGUGCGUGAUCUUUUUGCCGCUGCUAGGGACCGCGUCGUGGGCAUGGCUGGCAAGGUUGGCCCCAAGAAGGGCUGCCAUGGCAAGCACAAGGGCCCCAUGGGUAUGGGUGGCCACCACGGUCCUCCCAAGCACCACAGCGAUUUCCCCGAGGGCAUGCCACCAUUCCCCGAAUUUGAAGACUUCGCCAACGAGCACCACCGUGGUGGUCACCACCACCACCAUGACGAUGGUGACUUUGAUGCUGAGAUGGGCGACUUCCCGCCCCCUCCUCCCCACGGCGACUUCCCACCCCCUCCUCCCCACGGCCAUGAGGGUCACCACCACCCACCUCCCCCUCACGGUGCUUUCGCCCACACUUUCUCCCGUGUUCUGCGCUUCAUUGUUGUCCCUGCCAUUCUGGGUGUCCUUGCUGGCCUGACCGCCAGUGCCGUCGGUAUGCUCGUUGGCCAGGCUAUUAUCUUCCUCUGGCAGCGCUACCGUGGCACCAAGCCCCAGGAGCACAAGGCUGCUUGGGAGCAGGGUGACGCCUGCGAGAAGCAGGGCCUGAUGACUGAGCCCUCGGAGACAUCUGACGAGAUCCUUCCUGAGUACCAUGAGCCCACCUCCCGACGGGGAUCUUUGGAUAAGAACUAA